Messenger RNA from Guyanagaster necrorhizus, 1820 nucleotides. Its product is annotated as cytochrome P450. The transcript has 9 exons. Gene Ontology annotation, molecular function: iron ion binding; monooxygenase activity; oxidoreductase activity, acting on paired donors, with incorporation or reduction of molecular oxygen. The record is from RefSeq and is a predicted model, not a curated record. The coding region runs from base 179 to 1717 and encodes 512 amino acids. NCBI's taxonomy places the organism in Eukaryota, Fungi, Basidiomycota, Agaricomycetes, Agaricales, Physalacriaceae.
UUGAUCCCUUCGCACCACUACCGUGCCUACGCAAUAUCAGAAGACGCCCUAAGACGCUUUUUGAAACUUCGUUCUUGACAUGUGGCCCCUAGUGGAUCAUUAAAGUAGUCCCGCAUUUCCCCCCAUCUCUUGGGCUAUUAUUUUCCUCCAUCUUCUGAAGAUAUCUCCCGCUGCAAACAUGGAUCGUCCCGUUGAUGGAAUCAAUGCCAGUUUCGCCAGCACCUUGUGGUUUCUCUCAGGGAAAUAUUUGAUGACACUGGCCUGUUCCUGGCUGGCGAUUGUCGUGUUCUACCGACUCUAUUUUCACCCGUUGGCCAGAUUCCCUGGUCCAAAAUUCGCUGCGAUUUCGAGUCUAUACCAUUUCUACUACGAUGUGGUUCAGGGGGGAGAAAUGUUGUCGAAAUUGGCAGAAUUGCACAAGAUUUACGGUCCUGUCGUCCGUUAUGGACCCAACUCCCUGCACUUCAGUGAACGCCUAGCAUACGGCGAUAUCUAUCGAACGGGAACGAAUCUAACGAAGGAGCCAUUCUUCUACAAAUGUUUCUAUUUCACAGAGGCCUCCUUUGGAUUUACAGAUCCUCAGAAGCACAAGGCGCGUCGCGAGAUGAUGGCGCCCUUCCUCCAUCGACGGGCGGUACUUCGACUUGAAGGUGUUGUUCAAGCAACUGUUGAUAAGCUAGUAUCUCGCCUAUCUGAGAAUGCCGACGAACCUGUUGACUUUUAUUUUGCCUUCCGCGCUGUCGCUCUUGAAGUCAUCGCCACCUAUUGCUUUGGUCAAUCGUUUGGUUGUCUCGAUGUACCUGGUUUCCGUCACCAACUUCUUCUAAACAUUGCCAUCCAGAUCCAGAACCUUUGGGUCUGGAAAUGGUUCCCCCUGCUUCCCGUAGUUCUCAUGAACUUGCCGGACUUUAUCAUUCUUAGACUUGACCCUACUUUGCGUGCCAAUCUCGACCUUCGUGAUAUGCUCACGAAGCAAAUCGACAACUUUGUGGAUAAUGAAGAUAAUCUUAAAAACAAUGCACACGAAGUGAUUUACCACCAUUUGUUGCAUCCAAGCUCGGAGAGACAUACGAGGCCAUCCAAGAGUUCUCUCCUGGACGAGGCAAUGCUUCUAAUUGAGGCGGGAAGUGAUACCGUUGGAAACACAUGCUACACCGGGACGUUCUACGGACUCAAUGAUCUCUACAUCUACAAGAAGCUAACGGCAGAGCUCCAAGACGUAUGGCCCGAUCAGAACCAGCCUAUGUCUCUUCAAUCGCUUGAGAAACUGCCCUACCUUACUGCCUUUAUCAAGGAAUCCCUUCGCCUAAGUCAUGGGGUAGUCACUGCGCUACCUCGCGUUGUGCAGAAAGCAACUCGAAUCUCCGAUUAUGCCGUCCCAGCAGGAGUCGACGUGUCGAUGGCCGUAAGCUUUGUCCAUCUCGACCCCGAGGUCUUUAAGGACCCUCUGCAUUUCAACCCGGACCGAUGGCUCGCUCCAAACGCACAAGAGCUAGAAAACUCCCUAGUGGCUUUUUCACGAGGGACGAGGAUGUGCGCGGGAAUCAAUCUGGCUUGGGCAGAACUAUAUCUUAUCCUCGGCAACGUGUUCCGCAAGCUGGAUUUGAAGAUAUAUGAUGGCGCGAGGGUUGAGGAAUUCGCUCAUUUCAAGGAGUACUUCGUUCCAGUACACCGGGGACAAAACCUAAAAGCGCAUGUGGUGAAGCGGUCUGGUUGAGAGUAUUUUGUAAACGUUUUCCCACUGCUGGGAGGAGACGUCCAUACACAGUAUGCCCGAAAUUAAUUUUCGUAACGUAGGAACGAACAUCGCUACUUAUAAC